UUCCGCGGCAGCCUCAUCGGUAACCAAAUGGGGGGAAGAGUUUCUACUCUGUAAUGACGUAGUUCAUGCCUCAUGGACCUCGAAGUUGGUCGUGUGCACCAUUAAAACUACGAGACUGGUUUGCUUUUGUCAAAUUAAAGCAACUAUAAUGUCUUCGGGUAAAAAGACCAAGAAGAGUAAGGGGAAGACUCUAGCCCUGACAGAUUUUCUGGCCGACACACCUGGCGGUAUACCAACUGCUCCGCUCAAAACCUCCAAUUGGGCUGAUGACGUCGAAGAUGAUCAUGAAGGAUUUUCAUCGAAUCGUAAUAAAGAGCCAGUGUAUCUUCCGACGGCACCCAGAGCUGCACGAGGUACAGGGGUCAAUGAAGAGAAUAUCCCCACGAAUCCUCCUUACGUAGCAUAUAUAUCCAAUCUGCCGUACGAAAUAGAUGAAGAAGACCUAGCAGAAUAUUUUGCUGAUAUGAAGGUGUCCAACAUGCGCCUUCCAAAAGAUUCCAACAAGAUGAGGGGAUACGGUUAUGUAGAAUUUGAAGAUCGUCAGAGUUUGAUUGAUGCACUUUCAAUUGCAAACAUGACUAUCAAAACUAGACGUGUCAGAAUUGAAGUUUCCAACAGCAGUAGCGACGACAGACGGGGUGGUGGUCGAAUGGGGCGAGAUAAUCGUAGAGAUAACUAUGAUGAUCCUGAACGAACUGCAGGCGAUUGGAGAAGUGGGCCGCGAGAUGAUUCUGCUCCUGGUGAGUCAGAUCGCUACCGUAGUCGCGGUGGAUUUGAUAAUAAAGACAGAAGAGACGAUCGGGAAGGUUCUGAUGACAAUAAGCCUGGUGGUUGGCGCGAAGGUGGAGACAGAGGAGGUGAUCGAGGUGGGGCAUUUAGGGACAGAGGUGGAUUCCGUGAUGAGGGAGAUAGAGAGAGAGAUCGCCCACGGUACGGCAGCGACAGAGAUAACAGAGACAGGGAUGGAGAUAGGGACCGUGAUCGUGGAGGUAGUUUUGGUCCUCGCCGCACUUAUGGAGAUUCUGAUUGGGGAAGAGAUGGACCAUCUCGUCGGGAGGAACCGAGAUCGGAAUUGAAAACAAGACCGAAGCUACAGUUGCAGCCACGCACAAAACCUGUAGAGGCAAUCGUUGUGCAAGAUGAACCUGUUGCUGAAGAAUCUGUUGCCGAAGAGCCAGUCGUGGCGCCUCCUGCUCCUGUUCCAGCAGUGAACAUCUUUGGAGCAGCUAAACCCGUUGAUACAGCUGCUAAAGAAAGAGAGAUCGAGGAACGCCUUGCCCGUUCUAAUGCUGAAGCUAAACCGAAGGAAGAAGGCGAGCAAGAUAAGCGUCCUGCCAAGGAUGGUGUAUGGGGCCGACGCAAUGGUGAAGGGCGCGAAGAAAAAGAUAAGGAACGGCAGGGCUGGCGAUCUGAACAAGAUCGAGGAAGGCAAACCGAUCGGUCUGGGCCUCGCAGUCAAGCAGCUUCUGCACGUUCAGGUCAACGAGGAGAUUCUAAAGGGCCACUGCCUUCCCGAGGUGGACCAGUUCGUGGACCACCAAAAUCUACUGAAACUCGUGCAUUUCCUGAUAGAGAGAGGAGAGAAAAGGAUAGAGAUGACGACAUCAACAGGAUGCCCAAGGCUAAAGAGGAGCAAAUUCCGAACUUUGCAGCUUCCAAUAAGUAUUCCAUACUCCCUGAUGACGUGGAUCAAGACAUUAUCGACGAUUAGUUCUGAUCACAAUAAUUUAUACUCUCGCAAUUGAAUUGUGCCACAUGUAUCAUGAUUCGUAUACAUAAUGCAUAUUAUUAAAUAAUUUGUUUUACCUCUCUAUUAAAAAAAAAAAAAAUCUUGCUGAAUGAUUUGAGAGUUUGCCCACACAUAAUUGUCCAUUGCAUUCAUGUUGCUGGAUGAAUAUUGUUGAUUUGUAUUUAAUCUAUUUUAUUACUCCAUAAUAAUAUAAUUACUGCCUUCACAAAUAUUUACUUAAUAUUUCGAUCUUUGAUAUUUGAUUUAAAUAAUUUAAGGUAGCACCUUAACAUCUCUUAUAAUGAACGAUGACCCUAUUGUUCACCGAAGUAUUUGAAAUUUAAGCGCAGUUUACAGCAUUUAAGAAAAUCGGGACAUUAAUUUUUUUACUUAAGAUAUUUUACCUGAUGUACAGUUGCUUCGAGGAUAUUGUACAAUAUGUGACGUAUACAUGUAAUAUAAUAAUAUCGAUGCAAAAAGGACAAACAAUUGAAAUGAUGAAUACACAUAAACUUGAAAAACUUA
Diprion similis is the source of this 2254-nucleotide messenger RNA. RefSeq names its product eukaryotic translation initiation factor 4B (gene eIF4B). Gene Ontology annotation, molecular function: RNA binding. The transcript is spliced from 12 exons. NCBI's taxonomy places the organism in Eukaryota, Metazoa, Arthropoda, Insecta, Hymenoptera, Diprionidae. Bases 149 to 1711 code for a protein of 520 amino acids. The record is from RefSeq and is a predicted model, not a curated record.